AUGCCGGUGCGCAACGACCCCGUGCGCUUCGGUGUCGGUGUGUUCGGGGCCGCUCGGCUGCGCUCGGUCCCUGCUGGGGGUGACACCGGGGGUGACACCGGGGGUGAUGCCGGAGGUGAUGCCAAGCCGGUGUCAGCCGCGGGGGCUGCUCCGGGGGGGCCGCAGGAACCGGCUGGGCCAAGGCCGGCAGCAGCAGGGAGCAGCCCGGGGCGGCAGGAGCCAACGUGGAUGCAGGACGAGGAUGAGGAGCUAUGGCCCGAGUUCCCUGCCAGCAGCCCCACAUCCCCCCUGUCCCCCACAUCCCCCAUGUCUCCCACAUCCCCCCUGUCCCCCACAUCCCCUAUGUCUCCAACAUCUCCCACAUCUCCCACAACCCCUCCUCUGUCCCCUGCAGCUGGCACCACCGAGGGCUUGGGGGGCAGUGAGAGCAAGGUGUCCCCUGGGCCAGUGGGGCAAAGGCCAAGGCUGGAGGGGGCCGUGGGGCGGCCACGUUCGAGCACCCGGGCCUAUGGGCGCAGCGCCAUCCUGGAGAAGUUCGGAGGGGCAGCCACGGGGCCAGCCCCACACCUGAAGAGGGCAGGGGGCACAGCCACGGUUAAGGCGAUGCUGCUGGAGUGGUGCCGCGCCAGGACCCGUGGCUAUGAGCACGUGGAUGUGCAGAACUUCUCGGGGAGCUGGGGCAGCGGCCUGGCCUUCUGCGCGCUCCUGCACAGCUUCUUCCCCGACGCCUUCGACUACGGCAGCCUGGAGCCGGGCGCGCGGCGCCACAACUUCACCGUGGCCUUCACCACCGCCGAGGAGCGGGCGGGCUGCGCCCCACUGCUGGACGUGGAGGACAUGGUGCGAAUGGCUGUGCCCGACGCCAAGUGCGUCUACACCUACCUGCAGGAGCUGUACCGCUGCCUCGUGGCCAAGGGGCUCGUGAAGACCAAGAAGCGCUGAGCGGGGUCCCCGCGGCCCCCACCCGGGUCACCCCCUGCUGUGGUCCCCACCAGUAAAGGCUGUGGUGAUGGA
This is a messenger RNA of Melopsittacus undulatus (budgerigar), 1014 nucleotides long. RefSeq names its product smoothelin like 1 (gene SMTNL1). The record is from RefSeq and is a predicted model, not a curated record. The transcript is spliced from 8 exons. Gene Ontology annotation, cellular component: filamentous actin; microtubule organizing center. NCBI's taxonomy places the organism in Eukaryota, Metazoa, Chordata, Aves, Psittaciformes, Psittaculidae. Bases 1 to 942 code for a protein of 313 amino acids. Gene Ontology annotation, molecular function: protein binding. Gene Ontology annotation, biological process: actin cytoskeleton organization.